Molecule: messenger RNA, 1264 nt
Organism: Mytilus trossulus (common blue mussel)
Lineage: Eukaryota; Metazoa; Mollusca; Bivalvia; Mytilida; Mytilidae
Product: replication termination factor 2-like
Exons: 8
Coding region: 208-1152 (314 amino acids)
Biological process (GO): mitotic DNA replication termination; site-specific DNA replication termination at RTS1 barrier
Cellular component (GO): nucleus
Source: RefSeq, a predicted model, not a curated record
UAAAAUUAAGGACCCGUAAAGAUCAUUGGGGCAUCAGUGAAAUUAUAAAAAAAAUGUAUUUUUAUUCAAUUGUUUAAUAUAUGGAUAAUAUUUGAUUACCGAAAUUCAUCCGAAACUAAAAAGGAAAUCUGACUGACCUCCCUUUUCGCUGCUUAUUUGUGGAUUAUUUGUGGCCUAUUUUGUCAUCAUAUUAUAUAUUCAAGAAACAUGGGAUGCGAUGGAGGAACCAUUCCUAGAAGAGACGAGCUUGUUAGAGUAAAGAAAAAACCGGAACAGAAAAAUAAAGUAGCAGAUUUAGCUGCGAAAUGGAAACUAUGUGCUAUAACACAGGAACCCCUUAGAACACCAAUUAUGGGAUGUGAACUUGGAAGGCUUUAUAAUAAAGAGUCCAUCCUAGAGUUUCUGAUUGACAAGAGCAAGUUCGAAAAUGCAUCUGGUUUUGCCCAUAUUAGAGGACUAAAGGAUGUUAAAGAAUUGAAACUCACAGACAAUCCAGCCUACCAAAAAGAAACAGCAAAGAAAGGUGAUUCAUAUAUAGACACACAAACCUCACCUUAUAUAUGUCCAGUAGUUGGACUGGAGAUGAACGGAACAUAUAAAUUUUGUUUUGUAUGGAGUUGCGGAUGUGUAAUGUCUGAACGAGCUCUAAAAGAAAUCAAAUCUGAAAUAUGUCACAAGUGCGGUAAACCCUAUUCUACAGAUGAUAUGGUUGUUCUAAAUGGUACAGAAACAGAUGUUGAUGAGUUAAGGUCAAACAUGGAGAAAAGACGAGAACAAGCCAAGCUUGCUAAGAAAUCAAAGAAAGCACAGAAACACAAAGUUACUGAUGAAACACAAGCAACAGAAAUAAAUGGUGAAUCUUCAAGUAAACAACCCAAAGUGGAGACAGCAUCUUCAAGUGCAUCAUCCAGUGGAAUACCAAGUACAAAUGGAAAAUUGAACAAUGGAAUUUCAGAUAAGAAAAUUAGAUUGCCCAAUAAAACGUCAGAUUCCAAAUUGAAGAUGACCAAUGGAAAACAAGGAGACAAAGCUGAAAGUAUUCAGAAAGACACCACUACAACAGAUGUAUACAAAUCUCUAUUUACAACAUCAAAAAAGGCAAAGAAUCAACAGUCUGCUCACUGGGUUACAUUUAACCCGUUUUAUAAUUAAAGGCCAAUUGUUUGUUCUUUAUGAUGAAAGUCCUGUGUGGUUAUGGUAUGAUAUGGUUAGGGAGUAUAACUAUGAUUUUCAAUGAUGCUUACAUUUAUUGUAAUGCUUUUGU